Messenger RNA from Podarcis lilfordi (Lilford's wall lizard), 6025 nucleotides. NCBI's taxonomy places the organism in Eukaryota, Metazoa, Chordata, Lepidosauria, Squamata, Lacertidae. The record is from the annotation of a GenBank genome assembly.
AUUCCGGCGAGGGGGCUGGAAUGCGCCCCAGAUAGUCCCACCGAUAACCCAAGGAAGCAGAGCUCAGCUCAAAGCGUAUAUAAGGCCAGCUGGGGAGAAAAAGGCAGCAUAGGACACAACAGAGCAGGGACGAAGUGAAGCCUGAUAUUUCUCGAAAAGGACAUCGUCUCCAGGGCGAGAAAGCCAAACGCACCUUCUCCAGGCAUGGACACCCAGGGCUCGACCGCAGUCACAUUUGCCUUGCUGUUCCUCCUCUGUUUCCAGCACCCCAUGGCCCACCCCAUCGACAGCCUCAGCCCCGCCAAGGAGCUAGCCAGCAUGGAGGUAAGGAACCCAGAGGGGCAAGUUUGGGGAGACUCAGUCCUAUGUUGUUUAGUCGUGUCCGACUCUUCGUGACCCCAUGGACCAGAGCACUCCAGGCACUCCUGUCUUCCACUGCCUCCCGCAGUUUGGUCAGACUCAUGCUGGUAGCUUCGAGAACACUGUCCAACCAUCUCGUCCUCUGUCGUCCCCUUCUCCUUCUGCCCUCCAUCUUUCCCAACAUCAGGGUCGUUUCCAGGGAGUCUUCUCUUCUCAUGAGGUGGCCAGAGUAUUGGAGCCUCAGCUUCACGAUCUGUCCUUCCAGUGAGCACUCAGGGCUGAUUUCCUUCAGAAUGGAUUGGUUUGAUCUUCUUGCAGUCCAUGGGACUCUCAAGAGUCUCCUCCAGCACCAUAAUUCAAAAGCAUCAAUUCUUCGGCGAUCAGCCUUCUUUAUGGUCCAGCUCUCACUUCCAUACAUCACUACUGGGAAAACCAUAGCUUUAACUAUACAGACCUUUGUUGGCAAGGUGAUGUCUCUGCCUUUUAAGAUGUUGCCUAGGUUUUUCUAAGAAUCCCAGAGGGGCAGGUUUUGGGAGACUCAGUCCUAGGAUUAUCUCCCAGGAGAGGUCUUGGGAGAGAAAUUCACGGAAGGCCAACCUUCCAUGUUCAGAGGCAGUCUACCCCAGAGUCGGAGGAGACUGGGGGUGAUUGACAGGGAAGCGAUGCCAGCCUCUGUCCGCUCGCUGUUGGGAACAAAAUACUGGGUUGUUGUGCACAUGAGAAUGCAUUCUUUUAGGGAGAACUGCUUUGCAAAAACAACAACCACUUGCAUCUAUUAGGUAAAAUUCACACCAACGGAUUUUUCACAAGGACUUUAAAAAAAAAUCGAAUAGAUUUUUUAUUAAAACACAAAAAUCAAUUAAAACAGACUCCUCCCAGAAAACAGGUGUGAAAUACCAAAGAAGAGGAGGAAAGGGACCUGAGAAGUGUUAGAAUAUGUUAGAAAUUACAAGUCUAUUUUAAAAAAAAAACACAUUAAUAUACAUUUUAAUAAAAUUAAAUAAAACUUCAAAAAAUAAAUAAAUGGCAAAUUGUUAUAGAGAUGUGGAGGACUGAAUCUAAGAUUAUUGUUGUGAUUAGAACUUUUAUUCUACCUUUUCUUCUAGGUUGCACAUGGUCGCAUACAUUCAUUCCCCCACAACAACCUUGUGAGGUAGGUUGGGCUGAGAGGCAGUGACUGGCCCAAGGUCACCACAGUGAGUUUCAUGGCCAGUGAGUGGAGGAUUUGAACGCAGGUCCAAUGCUCUAGCCAAUGUACCGGUCGCUGCUGGGAACAAAAUACUGGGUUGUGUCUUUUGCCCUUCUUCCAUUCUUAGCUAUGGCUGGGCGGAUCUGUCCUUCCUCAGUUGCAGUUCAUCGCUGCAGAAUGUUAGGAUGGCAGUGAGCGUUGGCGACUUGUAAAAGACAGGCAACGUUGCAGAGUGGUUACAGAGCUAGGACCUGGGAGACCAGGGUUUAAAUCCCCACUUGUCCAUGCAGUUCACUGGGUGACCUUGGGAUCCGUCCCUGCCUCCCAGCCGAACCUAAAAUUCUAGGAUAUAAAUGCAACAAAUAAAUGAUAAAAUUCAUAAAGGAUUCCAGGCUUGUGCCAGGGAGACAAGGCUUUUCCAUGUUACGGAGUGUCUAACUGGGAUUUAUUUAUUUAUCACCUGUUAUAACAUUCAUAUUCCACCUCAAGGUGGCCUAUGCUUUCUUCCCCUCCAUCUCCCACAUUUUACCCUCACAACAACCGUGACAUGUAGGAAGGGUCGGGGGAGAAAGUUGAUCCUCUUUGCAUUUUAGUGAGAAAACAACCCGGUUCACAGUUCGAGACUGGAUACACGAAACGAAACAGAAGCGACCUUUGAAACUCACACAUCUCCCAAUUUUGCAGGGCGGUUCUCCGUCAACAAGCGUGCGCAAAAGUGCAGAGGCCAACGAAAAGGAACAUGCUAAAAUAUGUCACAUUGGGGGACUCUGCUUGUGCAAAUGUGUAUAUGCUGGUCAAAAUUGCUUAUAGAAAUUUGCACGUAUGGAUUUUCUGCCACAGAGAUGUGUAGUGACGAAUUUUAAGACUGGGAAGACGAUGAGCUGAAAUGGACAGAUUUAUUUACUGUAUUUUUUAUAAGACUCACUUUUCCCCUCCUAAAAAGUAAGGGGAAAUGUGUGUGCGUCUUAUGGAGCGAAUGCAGGCUGCGCAGCUAUCACAGAAGCAAGAACAGCAAGAGGGAUUGCUGCUUUCACUGCGCGGCGAUCCCUCUUGCUGUUCUGGCUUCUGAGAUUCAGAAUUUUCUUUUUCUUGUUUUCCUCCUCCAAAAACUAGGUGCGUCUUGUGGUCUGGUGCAUCUCAUAGAGCGAAAAGUACGGUAUUUGUUCUGUUACGGUCCCACCUUUUUCUCAGAGGAGCUCAAGGUGUCAAACUUGCUUCUCCCCCCUCCUCAUUUAAUCCCCACAACGACCCUGUGAGGUAGGCUAGGCUGAGAGGCAGGGAAUGGGCCCAAAGUCAGCCAGUGAGCUUCCUGGCUGAGGGAGGAUUUGAACGCUGGUCUCCCAGACCCUAGCCAGAUAAUCACUCUAACCACUCCAGCACCCUGUCUCUUGAAUGAUCAGGUGUCUUCCUUGUUAACUUCUUGAAGGCAUCUGACUCACUGACCUUGAUGCUGGGGAGUCUUACGCAGUUUAGGAGACCUGGAGCUCAGCAGCAAAAUGCAUGUUUCAUAUCUGUAAAAUCACAAGCCCGAAAGAAAGAAUUGUAUUUGCAGAACGACAAACCCGGUUUCCAGGAACAGGCAGACACCAGAAAGAAACUGGGGGGGGGGGGUGAGCCCUGGGACCUUCUGCAUGCAAAGCAUGUGCUCUACCACCAAAGUAUGACACUUCCCCCAUUAAAAGGCAGCAUUGCCUAAUGGUUAGAGUCUCAGACUGGGACCUGAGAGACCAGGGUUCAAAUCCCUGCUGGGCCAUGAAGGUCAUCUGAGGUGACCUUAGGCCAGUCCCUGUCUCUUAGCUUAGCCUACCUCACAGGGUUGUUGAGGGGAUUAAAUGAGGACCAUGUAUGCCAACUCAAGCUCCUUGGAGGAAGAAGAAGGUGGGAUGGGAACCUAACAAAUAACGAAAUAAUAAAGGUAAAGGGACCCCUGACCAUUAGGUCCGGUCGUGGCCGACUCUGGGGUUGCGGCGCUUACAGCUUCCGGGUCAUGUGGCCAGCAGGACUAAGCCGCUUCUGGCAAACCAGAGCAGCACACAGAAACGCCGUUUACCUUCCCGCUGGAGCGGUACCUAUUUAUCUACUUGCACUUUGACGUGCUUUCAAACUGCUAGUUGGCAGGAGCAGGGACCGAGCAACGGGAGCUCAACCCCAUUGCGGGCAUUCGAACCGCUGACCUUCUGAUCGGCAAGUCCUAGGCUCUGUGGUUUAACCCACAGCGCCACCCGCGUCCCAUAAUGAAAUAAUAAAAGUAACUAAAUAAGACUGUGGUGUUCAGGGUCUAAAAUUACCUGUCUCAGCCGUUCCCAAAGUAGACAGUAGUGCCAGCUGGGGGGGCAGUGGUGGGUUUACCUAGGGGGCGCUAAUAGGCAAGGUAGUGGCAGGGGACUGGUUGCCAUCUGUCUCAAGAAACAAUGGCGUACAACCAUGGGGGUGAAGCCAGACCGCUGGAGAAUCACAGCACCUAUCAGACUUUGAAAAGCUGGUCUCAUGGGAUCAAAUUCACCAGUUGUGUCAAAUUCAGUGAACUAAAAUGUCUAAACCGGAUUCUGAACAGGUGUGCCAUUAAUUGUUCCUGCUUUGAAUUUUAUUGGGUUAUUAUAUAUGCCAACUGCUAUUCUGAAUAAUGCUUUUUACAGAGUAGGGCAGCGGGCAGGAAGAAUGAGUUUAUGGAACCAAGGGGAUGGGGGGAGGCUGGAAAAGUGUGGGAACCGCUGAGCUAGCUGAACCCUAGGAAGGAAGGAAGGAAGGAAGGAAGGAAGGAAGGAAGGAAGGAAGGAGAAAGAAAGAAAGAAAGAAAGAAAGAAAGAGAGAGGGGGGGAGGGAGGGAGGGAAGGAAGGAAGGAAGGAGAAAGGAAGGAAGGAAGGAAGGAAGGAAGGAAGGAAGGAAGGGAGGGAGGGAGGAAGGAAGGAAGGAAAGAGAAAGAAAGAAAGAAAGAAAGAAAGAAAGAAAGAAAGAAAGAAAGAAAGAAAGAAAGGGAGGGAGGGAGGGAGGGAGGGAGAGAGAGGCAGAGAGAAAGAAAGAAAGAAAGAAAGAAAGAGAGGGAGGGAGGGAGGAGGGAGGGAAGGAAGAAAGGAGAAAGAAAGGAAGGAAGGAAGGAAGGAAGAAAAAGAGGGAGGGAGAGGGAGGGAGGAAGGAAGGAAGGAGGGAAGGAGAAAGAAAAAGAAAGAAAGAAAGAAAGAAAGAAAGAAAGAAAGAAAGAAAGAAAGAAAGAAAGAAAGAAAGAAAGAAAGGAAGGAAGGAAGGAAGGAAGGAAGGAAGGAAGGAAGGAAGGAAGGGAGGGAGGGAGGGAGGAAAGUGAGGUUCAGGCAGCAGAAAGGUUUGGAGGCAAUGCAGAGGAACGAAAGAGGAACAUUAUAUUCAUUUUCCAUUCAGGCCCUUCUGCAGCGGUUGGAGGAGAAAGUCUCCCUGAUGGAAGCUCUGCAGAACAGCCCCAACCUAGAAGAUCCUGAAAGCCAGAGGGAGGGACUGGCCGAGUUCCUGGAUGAUGGCAACAGCCAGCAAGUCGAGACCCCGGCCGAUUCAGCCCCGUUCCUCUCCGACCGCAGCUCCCUGCUUAAGCGCAUGCGGGGAAUCCAGACAGCGAAGAGCUGUUUCGGGAGGAGACUGGACCGGAUCGGGGAAGUGACUGCGAUGGGAUGCAGAGGUGAGCCCUCCCCACCCCACCCCCUUGUUAUUGCCGGACCUAGGAUAGCUCUUUCUGGGAGAAUUACAGGAAUGCACACACCCCUCCAAGCUUAUGAUAACAGAUGCAUUCUUCGUUUUGGUCCACCAUCUAAACCUGCAAAUCCUUCCCAUCGAUGCCCAGAACAGGGACUUGUACAGAGUUGCGACAGGCAACUCCCUCUUUAGUGAGAGCUGCCUGUUGCAACUCUCCACGAGUCCCCGUUCUUAGCAUCAAACGCUUCAAGGGUGGAUAUCUGGCAUCUUGGAAGUCUCGUGUUUCACCAGAACCCUCUUCCCAGCUGCUUCCUCCCACUGAUCAAUCUAGGAAGAGUAAUGGAUCUUCCAAGUUCUCUUGCUUGGCUCGCAUAUCUCUAAUGAAAAGCCAAGGAAUAAAUCUUACUGGGGUCUAUAAAGCUGGUAAAAUAACAGCUAUAUAUUCCUGCAUUGCAGGGGGUUGGACUAGAUGACUCUCAGCACCCCUUCUAAUCCUAGGAUUCUAAAUCCUUUUCUUUUUUAACCUUUCGCUUCUAGGGUCGAGGAGGAAUUAAGAUCCGCUUUCCUGCCAUCAGCUCACGGCAUCCGACCUUUUGACGACAUGCGAAUUUCUGAAGACGUGUGCUUUCCCCCCAAAAGUCCUCUGGAAUCAUGCUUCCCACUUAUUUAUUUCUUAAUUUAUUGAUUUAUUUAUUUCUUUGACCUCUUGUAUGUUUGUGUUUUCUUUUUUUCCUUUUCUUUUUUCUAAAACAAACAAACUUUCUUACUUUCGGCACAGAGAUUGAAACAAUAAAAAUCAAACACAUUUGCUCUUUUCC